GAGACGGCUCACUGAGACGGCAGGGCUCCUGGAAACAGGUUUGAACAGCGCAGAGCAGAGAGAGGCUAUCCGGUUUGUUCGGGCAGCUAGAGUAGCAGAAGAACAUUGUGGAGUCCGGACCUGUGUGUUGUGUAUAGUAGGUCGGAUUUUUUUCUCCAAAUUCUGUCAGCGAUAUUUUUUUAUUUUGGGGGACCUUCAACAUCUCUGCGCAGCGGCGGGGAGAAGCAAAAACAACCAAAAGUUACGCAGGAAGGGAGUACAUUUACAAGGAAAGAAAAACCCAACAAAGAAAGGGAGCGGGGAAGUAGUUUCUCGCUAGCUGGCGAGCUAGCUAGUUUUGGAAGAAACCGCAAAGAAAGUAUGUCUGUGGCCGUGCGUAAUGCUUUCGCAAUGGAUUAUAACAGAGUACUGUGUAUAUUUUUGCAGGUGUUUUUAUUGAUCAGUUUAGGAUCUAUAAGGGUAAAUGGACAGUAUGGCGACCGGGGAAUGUCUAUUCCAGAGCACGGCUUUUGCCAACCGAUUUCUAUUCCACUUUGUACGGACAUCGCAUACAACGAAACCAUCAUGCCAAAUUUACUAGGACACACAUCCCAGGAGGACGCAGGGCUCGAGGUACACCAGUUUUACCCGCUUGUGAAAGUUCAGUGUUCUCCUGAUUUAAAGUUUUUCCUCUGCUCCAUGUAUGCGCCUGUGUGCACGGUGCUUGAGCAGGCGCUUCCCCCGUGCAGGUCACUGUGCGAGAGGGCGAGACAGGGCUGCGAGGCGCUCAUGAACAAAUUCGGAUUUCAGUGGCCGGAAAGGCUCGUGUGCGAGUCUUUCCCGGUUCAUGGAGCGGGCGAGCUGUGCGUCGGGCAGAAUAUGUCGGGUCAAAGCACACCGGUCAAUCCCACCCCCGAUGUAACGGAGCCUCCGCAUGAUACUGGGAUUGUAAAAGGACAGUUCAAGUGCCCGGCUUCGCUGAAAGUACCCACUUAUUUGAAUUACCGUUUUCUCGGUGAGGAUGACUGUGGCGCACCGUGUGAGCCAAAGAAAUCUAACGGAAUGAUGUACUUCAGCGAGGAAGAGUUAAAAUUCGCCAGGAUAUGGAUAGUAAUCUGGUCCGUGUUAUGUUGUGCAUCCACGUUAUUUACCGUUCUAACCUAUCUGGUGGACAUGAAGCGCUUCAGCUACCCUGAGCGUCCUAUUAUCUUCCUAUCCGGUUGCUACACCAUGGUAUCCAUUGCCUACAUAGCUGGAUUUCUCCUUGAGGACAAGGUGGUUUGCAAUGACAGGUUUGACAACGACAUUAGGACUGUGGUGCAGGGUACCAAAAAGGAGGGUUGUACCAUCCUCUUCAUGAUGUUGUAUUUUUUCAGCAUGGCCAGCUCCAUCUGGUGGGUCAUCCUGGCCCUCACCUGGUUCCUGGCAGCAGGGAUGAAGUGGGGCCACGAAGCCAUCGAGGCCAACUCGCAGUACUUCCACCUGGCGGCGUGGGCUGUGCCCGCCAUUAAGACCAUCACUAUCCUGGCGGUGGGCCAGGUGGACGGGGAUGUCCUUAGCGGCGUGUGCUUCGUGGGCAUCAACAGCGUGGACGCUCUCCGAGGCUUCGUCCUGGCACCGCUCUUCGUCUACCUCUUCAUCGGCACCUCGUUCCUCCUGGCCGGCUUCGUGUCUCUGUUCCGGAUCAGAACCAUCAUGAAGCACGACGGCACCAAGACGGAGAAGCUGGAGAAGCUGAUGGUGAGGAUAGGGAUCUUCAGCGUGCUCUACACCGUCCCCGCCACCAUCGUCAUCGCCUGCUACUUCUACGAGCAGGCCUUCCGGGAGCAGUGGGAGAGGACGUGGAUCAGCCAGACGUGUAAGACGUACGCCGUGCCCUGUCCGGCCCACCCACACCCCAACAUGAGCCCCGACUUCACCGUCUUCAUGAUCAAGUACCUCAUGACUCUGAUCGUGGGGAUAACGUCCGGGUUCUGGAUCUGGUCUGGGAAGACCCUCAACUCCUGGAAGAGGUUUUAUACGAGACUGGCUAACAACAACCAGGGAGAGACCACGGUGUGAGUGGUCUGAGUGGGGUGAGACCUCUGGAUGUACUGUAGCCUAUGAUGGGUGUCCCCCACACACAAAAAAAAACGGUUUAUUUACAGACUGAAUGAAUGAUAAUCGUUUUUGGACUUAAUUGCCAUGCAGAGACACUCAUUGGUACAUGAUGUUUCUAUUGUACAUAAAACAUUUUUGUAAGUAUAUAUUUGUAUUUAAAGAUCAAAAUUCUCUUUUUUAGUUGUUUCCCUCUAUUAAAACCAACAUUUAUUUGACACAAUUUGGGCAUAAUGGAAAUGGACCUUGGUGAUAAAGAGCCAGCUGACUGAGCAUUUAGCAUGAAGGAUGUGGUUGUCUUAGGACCUGAGUUGGCUCGGUCACUGCUGGGAGAGGGUUGGAGCGGUUGAGUUGGCUCGGUCACUGCUGGGAGAGGGUUGGAGCGGUUGAGUUGGCUCGGUCACUGCUGGGAGAGGGUUGGAGCGGUUGAGUUGGCUCGGUCACUGCUGGGAGAGGGUUGGAGUUGUUGAGUUGGCUCGGUCACUGCUGGGAGAGGGUUGGAGCGGUUGAGUUGGCUCGGUCACUGCUGGGAGAGGGUUGGAGCUGUCUUUGAUCAGUAGACUGGCUCGGAACAUUGUUUCUAUUCUAAGCAGCAGAGUCCUGUGAAAAACAAUUGCUUCCUCGUGGGUCCUUAUCCCCCAUUAUACUGCUGUUCUUUCUGUCCAACUGUUCUCUUUUAUUCAACAUAUUUCCAAAAGCCUAAAUGCCUGGGAUUUGAAGGUUAAAAGUACAAUCAACAUUUUUAAAACAAGAAAGUAGGUAUAGGUCUGGGAUUUUGUGCACAUGUACUGUGUAGCCUAUAUGACAUGAAUCCUCCAAAUACAAAUGUUUUUAUAACCUACAGUACUUUAAGCUAGAAUGAGAACAUUUAGCCCCAAAUUUAGCCCGAAUACUUUCACCAAAGUUAAAAGCCGUCUUUUGGUAAUUACAACAAAAUAUUUUAAUAGAAUGAAAGUAAACCAUUUGCAGGAUCUUUUCAACAUUUUGUUUAUGUGUUUCAGAUAUCCUUGCUGCCUAUU
Molecule: messenger RNA, 3095 nt
Organism: Salmo salar (Atlantic salmon)
Lineage: Eukaryota; Metazoa; Chordata; Actinopteri; Salmoniformes; Salmonidae
Product: frizzled-1
Biological process (GO): non-canonical Wnt signaling pathway; canonical Wnt signaling pathway
Cellular component (GO): plasma membrane
Molecular function (GO): Wnt-protein binding; Wnt receptor activity
Source: RefSeq, a predicted model, not a curated record